AUGUUGUUCACCAAAGCGGCUUUGUGCCUGUCCUCUCUGGUCCUCCUUGCCUCAGCGCAAGAGGCUGACGAUGCGAUCCUCAAGGGCAUGGAAGUUGGGCGCACCCGAAUUCCCACUUCAGCCAACAGGCUCAUGACCAGAUCUCUGGACAAGCGUUGCACCGGAUCCUGCUCGGAAUGCUUCGGUGCCGGAUAUACCCUCUGCCCUGGAAGCAGUAUCUUCUGCUACCUUCCUGGAGACUCCUACUAUGGCAUCGACAGCUGUUCGUCCAGCAGUUCGGGCUCCGGAUCCGACUCUGGCACCGGCACGGCCACUGCGAGCGCCUCGGCCCCAACCUCUACUAGCGGCACCACUGAUAUUUGCUCCAAAGUCGGUGCAACAUGCACUUCUUGCUUUGGCUCAGGCUACAUGGAAUGCGCCGAUGGAUACCAUUGUUACAAUCCCAAUGAUCCAGAAUAUGAUACAUGCCCAGACAACAGUACUACUAGCUCGGGUGGAGGCUCCGGGGGCACCACCGAUAGCAGCUGUGCUGCCAAAUGGGGCGCUGGUAACGUCGCUUGCGGUUCCACCGGUUGUUACAAUCCCAAUGCGGGCGAGGUUUGCUGCGAGGACGGCUAUUAUUGCUCUGCUGGAACUACUUGUUCAAGCACAGUUGGAAAGUGCUGUGCAGCCGGAUCAACGUCCUCGGCGUGCUCGGGCUCGGGCUCUGGCUCAGGUUCAGGUGGCCUGUUGUCAUCAGCGUCUUCAGCCACUACAACUUCCAAGUUCUCUCUGUCCUCGUCGACUGCUGGCCUCGUUGGUGCUGUCACAUCAGCUAGCACGACUGUGGCUGGCACAGCUGCGACGAGCAGCGCUGCGGUGGGUAGUGACAAUGCCUCAGGUGCUCAUGCAAUCAACGUUGGUAGAGGUCUCUUGGUUGUUGCUGGAGUGGGCGCUUUGGUGUUGUAA
Messenger RNA from Exophiala oligosperma, 948 nucleotides. RefSeq lists its product as uncharacterized. Lineage: Eukaryota; Fungi; Ascomycota; Eurotiomycetes; Chaetothyriales; Herpotrichiellaceae. The transcript has 3 exons. The coding region runs from base 1 to 948 and encodes 315 amino acids. The record is from RefSeq and is a predicted model, not a curated record.